Molecule: messenger RNA, 2836 nt
Organism: Echinops telfairi (small Madagascar hedgehog)
Lineage: Eukaryota; Metazoa; Chordata; Mammalia; Afrosoricida; Tenrecidae
Gene: CNKSR3
Product: CNKSR family member 3
Exons: 13
Coding region: 213-1637 (474 amino acids)
Biological process (GO): regulation of signal transduction
Cellular component (GO): cytoplasm; membrane
Molecular function (GO): protein binding
Source: RefSeq, a predicted model, not a curated record
CCUGCCAGCCGUGCGGUGCCACUGGGUUGGAUGACUGCUUGCAGCAGUAUGUCCACAAGUUCGAGCGGGAGAAGAUCAAUGGGGAGCAGCUGCUGCAGAUCUCCCACCAGGACCUGGAGGAGCUGGGUGUCACCCGCAUCGGGCACCAGGAGCUCGUGUUGGAGGCAGUCGACCUCCUCUGUGCACUGAAUUAUGGCCUUGAGACAGAUAAUAUGAAGAACUUGGUUCUGAAACUGCAAGCGUCUUCCCGAAACCUACAGAAUUACAUAAGUAGCCGGCGGAAAAGCCCCACUUACAAUGGGAACACCUCGAGCAAGCCUGCCAAUGAGUUCCUGACCUCCGUGGUGGAGCUCAUCGGUGCUGCAAAGGCCUUGCUAGCGUGGCUGGACCGGGCUCCGUUUGCUGGGAUCACAGAUUUCUCCGUCACCAAGAACAAAAUCAUCCAACUGUGCCUGGAUCUGACCACGACCGUGCAAAAGGACUGCCUUGUAGCGGAAAUGGAGGAUAAGGUGCUGACCGUCGUCAAGGUUUUAAAUGGCAUCUGUGACAAAACCAUCCGGUCCACCACCGACCCUCUCAUGAGCCAGUGCGCGUGUCUGCAGGAGGUCCAUCUGCCGAACGUGAAGCCCGGGGAAGGCCUGGGCAUGUACAUCAAGUCGACCUACGACGGAUUGCAUGUGAUCACGGGAACCACGGAGAAUUCCCCGGCCGACAGAUCACAGCGGAUCCACGCUGGUGACGAGGUCAUCCAAGUCAACCGGCAGACGGUGGUGGGGUGGCAGCUCAAAAACCUGGUGAAGAAGCUGAGAGAGAACCCCACAGGGGUCGUGCUACUGCUGAAGAAACGUCCCACGGGUUCCUUCAACUUCACCCCCGCACCCCUGAAGAACCUGCGCUGGAAGCCGCCUCCCGUGCAGACCUCUCCUCCACCCACGACGACCCAGUCCCCCGAGAGCACCAUGGACACUUCUCUGAGGAAGGAGAAGCCGGCCAUCCUGGACCUCCACAUCCCGCCCCCGCCAGCCGUGCCCUACUCCCCCCGGGAGGAGAAGGGGAGCUUGGUUUAUGGAGGGUUCAGUAAGUGCAAACAGCCUUUGCCUGCUCCCAAGGGCUCAGAGUCCCCAAAUUCCUUCCUGGACCAUGAGAGCCGAAGGCGGAGGUUCACCAUCGCUGACUCGGACCAGCUGCCCGGCUAUUCCGCAGAAACGAGUAUUCUGCCCACAAAACUCAGAGAGAAAACGCCAUCCUAUGGCAAGCCUCGGCCCUUGUCCAUGCCUGCUGACGGGAGCUGGAUGGGCAUUGUUGACCCUUUUGCGAGACCUCGAGGCCACGGGAGGAAAGGUGAGGACGCCCUUUGUCGGUACUUCAGCAAUGAGCGGAUCCCUCCCAUUGUGGAAGAACGCGCCUCCCCGGCCUACCGCUUCCCCAGACCUGCAGAACGGCACCUGGUGCGGGGCGCAGACUACAUCCGAGGGAGCCGCUGCUUCCUCAGCGCAGACCUCCACAACAGCGCCACCAUUCCAUUCCAGGAGGAAGGGACCAAAAAGAAGUCUUCCCCCUCGUCCGCAAAGUCGUCCUCCACAGAGCCCUCGCUCCUGGUCAGCUGGUUUACUCGGCUCAAACUGUUGACUCACUGAGAGCGAGCGGCUGCCUCCCUGCCCCUGGGCUCCCAAGUGCCUCGGCCCCUCGGCCUGUUCUGAACGCUCGCCCUCAGUAUUACGUAGUGACCUGUCAUUUCAUCCUUGUGGAAAGCUGGACGUGACUGGAUGGGAGCAGACCCAGGGGAUCCUGGGUACUGGCUUGUCGGAGCAGGAGGAAGGAAGCAGUGGCUGCUGCUUGCUUGCUUCACCAGAGUCGGGACACUGUCACUCCCCCAGGAGGUGCUGCUCUUGGGCCAGGGAGGUUAUGUUUGCUGUGAGGACCUGGUGGCACUGUUUAUUGGUUUGUUGUUUGGGAGGGGAGAGCUGAAAUUGAUGGGCUGUCACCACACAGAUGUCCGGUUUGUGGUCCAGUUUCUUUACCUGGCAAAGCUCAUGGAGACAGCCCUUUGGUUUGGGUGUCCUGAGCGCUCUACCUUGUGUGUCAGGGUAGCGGCUUUGACUCUGAGGGGUCACGUGAGAAGCACUGACGAGCUUCCAAGCUAGAGAUGUGGCUCUAGGCUUGGCGGACCUCAGAGCAGGGCAGCCGAUGCAGACACGUGAACUCAGUGAGGCCCGGAUUCUCCCACACAACGACGCUGCAGUUCUUUUGCGAGGGUGGAGCAAUGUUGUAUAUUACUGUCUUUAAGGGGGGGGUGGGGAUUUGACUUGCUGACAGCCAAAGCACCAUUCAGACAGAGGAAGUGACGACAUUUAGGCUUAUGAGCCAAUAACACCAGUUUGCAUUUUGACCUGCUCAAUGUUUAACUUCCCAGGGGAAAAACAUAUAGAUAUAUAGAUAUAUACUUAUAUCUACAUCUGCCUUUUUCUAAUUAGAAAGAUCUGAGACACGCUCCCCGUCACUCGUUUCUCAAGUAGCGUCCGGUAUUUCUGGAAAGCAUGUCUGGGUGUUAUUAACUCCUUUGCUGGAACUGAGUGGAUGAUGUUUUUUAGAACUAUUUAAGUGUUUUAAAUACAGUUGUAUAUUUUUCUUACUCGCGGUCACAUGUACUUGAACGUAUUUCUGGUUUGCGUCAGACAGGAAACAGAUGACACUGUUUCAGGGUGUUUUAGGAAACAGACGACAGAGUGUUUCAGGGUGUUUUCGGAUGCUCACGCGACCACCAUGGCUGUUGUCACCAUGAGAGCUGUUGUUAAAAAAAAAAAUCGGAAAAAAAAAUAAAGCCUCCUAAGCGUUU